Messenger RNA from Cyclopterus lumpus (lumpfish), 1779 nucleotides. Its product is annotated as sterile alpha motif domain-containing protein 12-like. The transcript is spliced from 4 exons. Gene Ontology annotation, molecular function: protein binding. Gene Ontology annotation, cellular component: cytoplasmic side of plasma membrane. Gene Ontology annotation, biological process: cell surface receptor protein tyrosine kinase signaling pathway. Bases 222 to 500 code for a protein of 92 amino acids. Lineage: Eukaryota; Metazoa; Chordata; Actinopteri; Perciformes; Cyclopteridae. The record is from RefSeq and is a predicted model, not a curated record.
CAUAUGUCCGUGCUCGGUCUGGCCUACAGUCUGGUAUGGAUGUGUGGUGCUAUUGACCGGAAGCUGUUGAUUUGUUACAGUAACAGCUCAACUUGAGCGCGGGCCCGUCUCUCUUCUCCUGUGAUGCAAUACGCCAAAUGAUAUUCAUAUUUGUUUUUACAUCAGAGUCAAACACGGCAUUGCAGAGUGCGCCUGGAAGAAGCUGAUGCGGCUGCAGAAGGAUGGUACUGUCAAAGCGAGUGUCAAUGUGGUCGGUGGAAGAAGUGUUGGAGUGGUUGCAGGACCAGCACCCGACCCACAUGGGCGCAUUCCACGAAGCCAUAAUUAGGCACGCCAUAUCAGGCCGCGCGCUGCUGAGAUUAAAGGGUCAUCACCUGGAGCUGCUCGGCGUGGAGGCUGAGGAGCAGCAGCAGGAAAUCUGGCAGGACCUCCUGCUCCUCAGAGUUCAGGAAGAAAUCAAUGAACUCAGUGACAUCUGCUCUGAGUGUUUCUCCUCCUAGCUGGAAAUGAAAUGCGGCUUCCUUUUUCAUUUCCCAUCCAUUGAUUCGUCCACGUGAAGGAGGGAGAAAAGUGGGAGUGAUGGGCAAUAACAAGAGAAGGUGAAAGAGAAAGAAGAAUCAAUGGAGAGAGAAAGAAACCCACUUCCUGUGUGAAAUCUGACCUGUGCAGAUGGAUGAGAUUCGUUUUUGGUCUGAACGUCUUUUUCUGAGCCCUGCUGUCCAUUAGUCUCCUUCUUCUUCCUCUGUAGUGCGUUUACAUCCUGUCAGAGUAUCAUGAAAUAUCUUUCGCUACGUUGGUUAAGCCACUUUGGUAAAGACUGAAGUUUCCCAACAGCGAUAUGAAUUUAAAUGAAACUUUGAACAGACAAUUAUGAUCCCCAAACGCACUUUGGUGAUCUGCUUACUUUUCCUCUAGCGCCACCAUGAGGUUGACAUUAGUGGGUUUGACUGAAACGUCUCAACACUAUUGAAUGGGUUGCCAUGAAAUUUGAUACAGAUGUUCACGUCCCCCCAUGAUGUUCAUGUUGUAAUCUGUUGACCAUCAUCAAGUCAAUAAUGUAAUUUGUCCGAUACUUUUCACGACCAAAUACCCGCGAAACUAGGGACCGCCUCAGCUGCACUUCAGUGCUGUUAAGUGCCAAUAGGCCCUUUUCACAUCAGCUGCUGUUUUGACAUGUAAUUACAUAGAGUUAUGUAAAUGGUUGACACCCAGAAAUAAAAAAAAAAACAUGUGCACGUGAUAAUUUGCCAAAUAAAAUCCUAACAAGGUCUGAAAAUAAUCAAUAAUAAACACACACACACACACACACACACACACACACACACACACACACACACACACACGCACGCUGCCUGAAAGUCAUUGUAAAAAUCUCUGUUUAAUCGCUCUUUGAAAUGCCUGUAUUUGUAUUUUUGACUGAUAAACAACAAACAAUGCACUGUUUUUGUGACAGUACAUCUUCUAAUUUCGUUGAAUUUGUAUGCAGUUUUGUUUCUGAUACAUAUACUUGUUAAUGUGAUCAAUCCUGUUUUUACUUGCUGCAGCUAACAACUAGAACUUGUGAAAAUCCUAAAUACAAGUGGGCCUGCAACUUUCAUUUUAUAUAAUGCCCUAUUUCCUUUUAUUAAUGAUGUUGGCCCCAUUUUAAUUUGUGUAUAUAGGCAUCAACUCCGGCCCACAUUUGCAUCACAUACAGUAAAAGGUUGUGUCUAUUUAUAUACAUGUUUUCAUGGCAAUGCUACAGCAUGGGCGGUUGAAUUAAAAGACAAAGUCUGCCAA